AUGGCAUCUCUUCCUGAAUUGCCCGCCGUCUCGACACUCUCGAAGUAUGUGACUAGGGUGCUCGGACAGAACCCCGGCAAGUUCACGCUGCAAGGCACGAAUACGUACCUUGUUCAUCACCCCGCGUCGCCUUCUCUCCUCCUACUCGACACCACCGGCCCCUCCUCAGCUUCACCGCUCUCGCCCUCAUCCCUCCAGACCUACCUCUCCUCCCUUCGCUCAGCAAUCGCAUCUCACCCAACACAACCAGCUCGCAUAACCGACAUCAUCCUAACGCACUGGCACCGGGACCACACUGCUGCUGUAGGGCACGUGGUGAGGAUGCUGGCGGAGCUGGAUGGUUCGGAGAAGGCGAAGGUUCGGGUGUGGAAGUUCCCCUGCGCAACGGGCGAAGGCGGAAGCUCCGACGCAUGGAAGAGCGAACGGACGAAAGAUGCAGAGCUGGAGCGGGACCUGGAAGGGCUCGGUGGAAACGAGCUGGCGCGCGCGAGCGACGGUACUGCGGUGCACCCGCUGCGGGCGGGACAGCGAUUCUCCCUCGCUCCCUCCGGCGCCUCACCCGCUGCGAGCGGUACGGAAGACAGCGUUGAGCUUGAAGUCGUCCAUACGCCGGGACACACGAGCGAUUCGAUCUGUGUCCUUCUGCGCGAAGGCGUUUCCUCCUCCUCCUCGUCCUCCGCUUCCCCACUCGGCCUCUUCACCGCCGACACCGUCCUCGGCCACGGCACCGCCGUUUUUGCCUCGCUCUCCGCCUACCUCUCAAGCCUCGCCUCCCUCAUCGACCUUCUCUCUCCCACUUGCUCUGCACCCAUCCCGCUCUACCCAGGACACGGCGAAGUCGUGCAGGACGGUCUGGCCAAGAUCAAGGAGUACAAGACGCACCGAGAAGACCGGGAGAAGCAGGUUGUCGAAGCGCUGAAGGCAGUCGAGGGAGGAGAAGCGGUGACGGCGGGCGAGCUCACCGAUUUGAUCUACGCCGACACGAUCCCUUCGUCGCUCAAGCUCGCAGCAACGCACGGCCUGCUCCUCCACCUCGAGAAGCUGCGGGAGGAAGGGCGGGUUGCGCGUGUCGAGCAGCCAGUUCCAGAAGGACUCGAUCUCGGCGCUGCUGGCGGAGGCGGCGAGGUGCAGAUCCCGCAGGGCUGGUUCGAUGGGUGGAAGUGGGUUGAUGCGAGCGAAGCUGUCGAGGGCAGGCUGUAG
Rhodotorula toruloides NP11 is the source of this 1200-nucleotide messenger RNA. Its product is annotated as beta-lactamase-like protein 2. Lineage: Eukaryota; Fungi; Basidiomycota; Microbotryomycetes; Sporidiobolales; Sporidiobolaceae. Bases 1 to 1200 code for a protein of 399 amino acids. The record is from RefSeq and is a predicted model, not a curated record. Gene Ontology annotation, biological process: secondary metabolite biosynthetic process. The transcript has 5 exons.